AUUAUUAUUAUUUUCCACAUUAUUUAGUCUAUUAUUAUACAACACAAAGUUUCACUUUUUAAUUGAUGAUCUAUCAGCAUUUUAAUGUUAUCAGAAAUUGUUUGCAAUCAGUUUAAUUCUAAUCCAACCAGCGGCACCCGAUCUGAUCUCUUGAUCUAGAAAAUCGGAUCUAAAAAAAUUCACUAAAACAUGGAUAUAGGAGAUCUCUUUGUUCCUUAAUGAAGCUGAUAUUGUUCGUUGUGUACAAUGGAGGAAAAUGUUAGUGUUUCAAGGCAUGUGAAGCCUGAGCCAGCACACAGAGGAGAUUUGUCAGCCCGCACAAAAUCUAUCAGUGACAAUCCUUUUACACCGCAGUAUACCCUGCCCCCAGGAACAGAUCAUAUGCAGCCGAUGCAAAUUCCCAGCCACUCUGAGCCCCCUGUUGCUCACUCCAAAUAUGAUCAGUCGUCCGCCAAAGAUUCAGACCUUCCUGAUGAAGAUCCCAUUGAUUCUGAGAGUAUUAAGGGAAUAUUUGGCUGGGAAACAGUGGAUGAUACGAGUAUUCCUUAUAUCUUAAGGAAAAAGAAAAAAUUUGUUUCUGUUAGAAUUGUUGAACGAAAAUUGCUGAGCAAAUAUCCCAAUACUUUCCCUGAUGAGUUGGGUAAAAAGGAUCCUUUAGUAAGCUAUUUUAUAACUGAUGCAGAAGCAAAGCUUUUAAAUGAAAUCAAUACAGCACAUUGUGAUUAUGAAUAUGGACACAAUCCAUUUACAGUAAAAGAUUUAAUUGUUGACCUGGAAGAAUUUGAAGAGUUUUUUAAAAUUGUUAAGAAAACUUUUCCCGCAGAUGUUUUAGCUAAAAUAGGUGGUGAAGUCACAACAUCGCACAGAACAUCUCCAACCAAACCUGAACUCUCUCAAUACUGUGGCUGGAUGCAGAUUAACAAUACAGUAUCGCCAUAUAUACUCAGAACAGAGGGCUCAAAACAGGUGAAGCUUGUCCCACUGUCAGUGAUUGUAUAUGCUGCAGGGCUGCUCACUAACACCAGCGUGGAUGGAUUGCUUCCAACCCCACAGGAAUGUGCAUUAUUGAAUGAAGCAUGUAAGGCAGCUGGCUUUGAGUUUACAUUUGGCAAAAACACGAGACUCAUAUCUAUAACAGAGGUGCUACAAAGGUGUCAGGUCCAGCUCUUCGACCUUCCUUUUAAAAAUCCAUUUCAGCAUGCACGCUACUUAGAUCCUCGAACUGGCCUGCCUUCUUCCAGCCCUCUACUGCCACCCGUGUCUCACCCUGUCACCAUGCCAUCAAUGGUACACCACCAGAGCACUGUAGCGCGGCCCUCCUCCCGUGGUCAGCAACAAACCAAUCUUGAACUGAUGGCUGCCAGUGGACACCCAGAGUUGAACCCAUUUCUAUCAAUCUUUCAACGUCAAGGUUUUCCUGCCUCUCAGUUGUCUAGCACUCUGCAUGACUAUCAUGGAAACACCAACUCCUCAAUGCUGCGACCCUCUCCAGGCUUGAGUAUGGAGCCCCCACGUUUGUCAUCUCAGCGGCCUCACUCUGCUUCGGAGAAAAACAUUGACACCAGUGGCUCAGCUGCUUCGGCGAUGCCUGGAUCUCUCUGGGCUAUAAUGCCUCGGGGACCACCUCCUGCUCAUGCUAAUAAUGUGACCAACACAUCACUUAUGUCAAAAACUCCCCCAAUACAACCUGAAACACCAAUAUCUUCAGCGUACCAAGUUCCCUCUCAUCCCCAGCUACACCAGGCGAAACAUUCGUCAUCUAUACCUGAUAUUAAUCACCCCAUAUUCAGAGGCUCGCACAACAUGUCCUCAAGGGCAGGUCAGAUGAUGGCCAAAGACAACUCCGGACACAUGGUCAGGUACCCUCCACCAGUCACAGGCUUACCUCCAUCCCCACAGCAGUAUUCACCAAAUUCACCAUUUCAGUUUGGGGUGAACCAGUUUGAAAGUUCGCUGUUUGCUAGAACAGAUGCUCACGAACAGAGAUUAGUCCGCGAUGCCCUGGGAGUUAGCCAGCCUACAAGAAGACUCAGCAGUGAAUCCCCACAGAACAACACAUCUCAUUACUCUUCCCUGUCUCAUCAAAACAAUAACAUCCCCAGAUCUAACAUGGAUCAGUCUUUUCAGCUAGGAACCGGGAGCUUGUCUUGUGCCAGCAAUAACAACCACCACAAGGCAGAUCUGUCACAGAUGAUUUCAGCUUGUUUGGUCAACGGCAAGAGCAUAUCAUGUUUAACAGUCAACACGCCAUCUCGAGCUGGGAACUUUUGUCUUGUGGAAGCCGUCUCCAAGCUGUAUUUCCCCACGGUUCCUCUGUCAGAGUUUGUUAAAGUUUUACAGUAUGUUCUGAAAGUCAACCUCUAUGAAUGCACAGCAGAGGAAGAGAAAGCAUUUGUUCAGUACUAUAAUCUUCCUGUUAGCAAGCUCAAGUGCAACAAAAUAAUUAAAGUCCAUGACUUAGAAAACUAUUUCCCUCAGUUGAACUACAUGUUCACUAAAAGUUCAGCUGACCAGCCCCAGCUCUCAGGCAAACCAGCAACUCACCCGUCAAUGAAGAGACGGUCCAGCUCUCCCAUGGCUGGAGUUUAUAAAAGAAGCAACAACUCACCUUUGCCAGGCCCAUCAGCCAAAAUGCUGCAGCCGAAACAUGACAAUCUAAGUCAUUCUUCAACGUCUAAUGGAGACUCUAAUUCUCAAACCUCCAUACAGAUACUUUGAGUAAAUUAUCUGACUAGACAAGUUAGUGGAUAAAAGUACCAGUUCUAGGCAUCGUGAUGACGCCCCUGUUAUAGUCCUGGAUGAUUAACUUGACAGCAUAAAAAGAACUUCAAAACACGUUUUUAUUGUACAAAGUAAAUUUUGAAUUCAAAGAAGAAAAAACUCCACAGCAAGGCUUCCAGCUCUAACAAGUUUGGUGCAACAAUUGCUGUAGAGUAUUGUAACUAUUUUAAAUUUAAGCUGAAGCAGAUUUACAUACAAGUCUAAAGAAGUUUGUUAAUGUUUUAUCAUCUGCCAUUUAACAAACUUUAUUUACAUAAAUAAAGUAUUUAACAAUCUUUUCAGUGUUUAAUCAUUUAAGUAAAGCUAAAGAAAGAUGUUGAUAUUGUAGAUACAUAAAAUGCAUACGUUAUAAAUUUUACUAUUGUCCUCUUAAUUUUAAAAUGCACAAUGACAUGAGAUUGUUUUUCUUUCCAUUUCCUGUUAUCUAUGACACCAAACCGAAGCUUAAGCCCUGUGCUUCAUCACAGUUUGCCAAACAGAAAACAAACCCAAUCACUCGAACCAUUUUUCUCAGAAAGAUUAUUUUUGUACAUUUAAUGACAUGUUAAACGUUAAGAACAAUGUUAUCCUCUAUAAUAUUAUCAAAAGUAUAAACCUGAACUCAUUCUUUAUCUGAAGUGGGGUGUUACUUCAAGUAAUCGGCAUUGUUUUUUUU
Molecule: messenger RNA, 3436 nt
Organism: Physella acuta
Lineage: Eukaryota; Metazoa; Mollusca; Gastropoda; Physidae
Source: RefSeq, a predicted model, not a curated record